This is a messenger RNA of Stylonychia lemnae, 1434 nucleotides long. Lineage: Eukaryota; Ciliophora; Spirotrichea; Sporadotrichida; Oxytrichidae. The record is from the annotation of a GenBank genome assembly.
AUGACAAAAAAGAAAAAUCCUAAACGGAAACUUAGAUCAUUUAUGAACCCAGAUUCGAACUUUAUUAGAUAGGACAUACUAAAGCAAAAAGAAAAAGCAGUAGGAGGGGAUUAAGCUAUGCAAUCGGAAGAAGAAGAUUAAUUCCAGCAUAAGUCUCUUAUUUAAAAGAUCAAAUAUCAAAUAGAAUUUUACCUUGGUGAUUCUAAUCUAGUUAAGGAUAAUUAUUUAAAAGAGAAAUUAAGCAAAGAUCCUUGCUUUGACCUAUCUGGAUUUUUAGAUUUUAAUAGGAUAAAGAAUAUAUUCUCUGAAGCUGAAGCAAACUAAAUGAAGGACGAUGAUUAGAUAUAGGCUUCGAAUGAAGACAGGUUGAAAUUGAUAAGAGAGGCUUUGAAACCAUCAAAAAUGCUUAAACUAUCAAAAGAUGGAUUGAAAGUAAAGAGGAGAAUUCCUUUCAAAAUCAAUUAAGUGGAUGUUUAAUAAAUGGAUGAAAGCAUGAUAUAUGUGGAACGUUUUCCCUCAAAUAUUAAUCAUGAAAAUUUGUGCAAUAUUUUUAAAAGAGCUGGUAAAGUAAGGCAUGUCAGUCUACCAAAAUAUAAAAACAGUGGAAAACAUAAAGGCUUCGCAUUUAUUGAAUACGCUUAAAAGGAAGAUGCUCAAAGAGCUAUAUAGAUGUUUAAUAAUACUAUUCCAGAGGAAUUUGUAAAUCUUAAUCAUCCAAAUUAUAUUCAAAGUGAAAACGACUUAAGAAGCUUAAAUGUUUUAUCUAAAUUGGAAUGGAAUGUAAAGAAAAAGGAAAUUUAAGAAAUCAAGAGAGAACUUUCUUUACUUAUGCCUCAUAAAACUUAUGUUUAAAAGCAGACUCUUGAAGAAGCCUAAGCUCAAGAGGAAAAGAAAAUGAAAGAUUCAGACGAGUCAGUUGUAAUAAUCUAUGAGGAAGGAUCAAUUUUGAAAGUAAAAAAUCUACCUGAUAAUAUCUUAUAAAAAUAUCAACUUGCAGAAUAAGUUAGACACUUUUCUGAACCCACUUAUGUUGAAUUGCGCAAAACUUAAAAAGAAGGGUAUAUUAGAUUUUAGUCAAAGUAAUUAGCAGAUGCCUUUCUCGAAAAAAUAAGUCCAAAGAAUAUAAAAGAGGAAGAGCUUCAGAAUAUAUAGAAUGCAGGCAAUAUCUUUUUAAAAGAAGGAAGGGAUAAAGUUUAAAUUACUUAACUUAAAAGUAAAGAGCUAAAAGACUAUGUGGAAUAGGCGAAAAAGGAGCAAGUUGAGUAUCAUGAAUACUUAAAAAGAGUAAAAAAAUUCAAAAAUCUAAAGAGAAGGUAGAAAAAAGCAGAUAAUAAACAGCAUUAAAAAUAAUAGAAAGAGGCCAAGGUAUAGCCAGACUAGGCUACAGAAAAUUAAAAUAAAAAGAAUUAAAAGAAUGUACAGAAGAAAUCUUGA